Protobothrops mucrosquamatus (brown spotted pit viper) is the source of this 2780-nucleotide messenger RNA. It is a transcript of the gene FBXO9, whose product is annotated as F-box protein 9. Gene Ontology annotation, cellular component: SCF ubiquitin ligase complex. The coding region runs from base 357 to 1655 and encodes 432 amino acids. Gene Ontology annotation, molecular function: protein binding. The transcript is spliced from 13 exons. Lineage: Eukaryota; Metazoa; Chordata; Lepidosauria; Squamata; Viperidae. Gene Ontology annotation, biological process: SCF-dependent proteasomal ubiquitin-dependent protein catabolic process. The record is from RefSeq and is a predicted model, not a curated record.
CGCGCUCCGCUGCUUCGUCUGCUCCAUCUCGUUCGGUCGCUGACGUUCCCUCGCGCGCUUUUAAUCGUUCCUCGUUGUCUGAGAAAAUGGCUGCCGUACGCCGCGCUCGCAGUGACUCCCGCUGCGUAGUUCGCUUUUCUGACCGAGAACUCUGCUAAAUUUGCUUCCCUGCUUGGUACCCGUUCGAGAGGGAGGUGAAUAAGAGUCCAAAAAGAGACCCGGCGGCCCUUGAGAGGGGGGGCGGAAACCUUCAACCAACCGGAGAGGCCGCCCUAGUUCGAAACGGCCAGAGCGCUGCAGUUGGACGAGAGUGACAGUUGGACGGACGGCCUGGCUGCCUCAGCCUCGGCCUCAGCAUGGCACAAGGAGAAGAAGAUUGUUGCUCUGACAUAGUAAAGGAGGAUGACAAUGACAGUUCUGGUGAAGCAAAUCUUGAGGCAGAGCUUCAGAUGUUCAGAGCCCAGUGGAUGUUUGAACUUACCCCAGGGGGGAGCUCUACAGGUCUGGAAACUCGAUCCUGCAGAACAAGAGGGUCUUUAUUAAAGACCAUAGAUACCAAAGGGAAACUCGAACUUGCAAAAGAGGAAAAGGCAAGAGAACUGUUCCUGAAGGCAGUGGAACAAGAGCAAAAUGGGGCUCUUUAUGAAGCUAUUAAGUUUUACCGUCUGGCUAUGCAAUUGGUCCCAGAUAUUGAGUUUAAAAUUACCUAUACCAGAUCUCCAGAAGGCGACAGUAUUGGGAAAAGCUACAUUGAAGAUAAUGAGGAUGAUAGCAAAAUGGCUGACCUUCUCUCUUACUUUCAACAACUCACUCUUCAGGAAUCAUCCAUCAAACUGUGUCAGCCUCAGCUUGAUCUGAGUCAGACUCAUAUCUCAGUGUUGCCUAUGGAGCUGUUAAUGUAUAUUUUUCGAUGGGUAGUUUCCAGUGAUCUGGACCUGAGAUCUUUAGAACAGUUAUCAUUGGUCUGCAGAGGUUUUUACAUUUGUGCCAGGGAUCCUGAGAUCUGGCGUCAAGCUUGCUUGAAGGUUUGGGGCAGGACAUGUAAUAAAAUGGUUCCUUAUACCUCAUGGAGGGAAAUGUUUGUGAAAAGACCUAGAGUUCGAUUUGAUGGGGUAUAUAUCAGCAAGACAACAUACAUUCGUCAAGGAGAACAAUCUCUUGAUGGAUUCUAUCGGGCAUGGCACCAAGUGGACUAUUACAGGUACCUGAGAUUUUUCCCAGAUGGCCAAGUAAUUAUGCUAACAACUCCAGAAGAACCUCAGUCUAUUGUUCCUCGAUUACGGACUAAAAAUACAAGAACUGAUGCAAUCCUGCUUGGACAUUAUCGCCUUUCCCAGGAUACAGACAAUCAAACCAAAGUAUUUGCUGUAAUGACAAAGAAGAAAGAAGAGAAACCAAUUGACUAUCACAAGUUCAGAUAUUUCUGUCGUGUCCCUGUGCAAGAAACUGAUCACAGUUUUCAUCUAGGGUUACAGCUGAAUUCCAGUGGCCGUCAGAAAUUUAAUAAACUCAUUUGGAUUCAUCAUUCUUGCCACAUAACUUACAAGUCUACUGGUGAGACAGUAGUCUCUUCUUUUGACAUUGACAAGAUGUACACCCCUUUGUUCUUUGCACGAGUGAAGAGCUUUACUGCAGUUUCAGAACGGCCUCUCUGAAAAGCUCAUGUUUCUUGCAUGAAAGAAAUUACAGCAAACAACACUUAAGUUAUAAAUGUGAGUGUGUCUGUGUGUGUGCGUGUGUGUAUGGAUGGAUGUGUGAGUGUGUGUGUGUGUGUACAGGCGUGAACACACAGACAUAUAUAUAUAUAUAUAUAUAUAUGAAUUUUAUUUUAAAAUUGGGAGAUCUUUUUGGAAGAAUAUAUACUGGAAAUACAUUUGAUUUAGGGUGGCAGGGUUAUCUUUCUGGUUUUGAUGUCAAAUUUACAUUUUAUUUUAAAAUUGUUUAUGUUGUGAAAAGACUUUGUAAGAUACAAGGCAUUUUUUGCCAUCUCAUUUUAUGAGCAAAAUUUAUAAGCUGUUCUCUUUACAAAGUAAGGCUUCAUCUGCCUAUGCACCUUAAGUUCAGGAAUUGUUAUAAACAUACUGCUGUACAUAAAACAUUGUGUGUGUGCUUGGGGAAGGCUCAAAAUGUGAAGAAUUUGUCCUGCAUCUGUACGUGGCCUAUAAAUGUAUAAUAGAAAUUCAUGUAUUGGGAUUACCUUUCAGGAAGAGAUGCUGAUUUCAGUAUAAAUUACAGCUUUAUGGAAGAAAAAAAAGGAAAAGCAAAAGGUGAAAGUUCAGCUUUAGAUAUCAACAUCUUUUUUUUUAGAAUUACUUGGUUUUAAAUAAUCAUAAUAAUCACUUCAGAAGUUACUAGGUUUUGAGUUGAUGAUGACAGGACAGCCACAUUGCUGCAUUGAUUGCGUUUGUCUUCUGGAUCCAGGAAGUGAACACUAAAGUGUAUCAUCUGAAUUCUCUUAUGCAAACAAACAGGGCUGCAUUUUGUAUUGUUUUGUUUUUAGCUCAUCUGCUAACUGCUAAAAAUGCUGUACACCUCUUGGGUGUUUUGUAACAUUUAACCUUUUCUUUUGGGAUGCCUACAGAUGUUCAGGUACUGUGUGCUGCUUCUCCUGUGUAUGUAAUUUGGGAAUUGGAUGCGACUGCUGUAUUUCACCUAUCAUAAAUAUGUAUUUACUCAUACAACUCACCGUUCUAAAUGUUUUCCUUUUACCAAGUUGUGUUUUUUUUAUUUUAUUUUUGGGGGGCAUAUGGAUGAAAUAAAGGUUACUUUGUUUGAAGUUC